AUUUUGUUUUUGCAUUUGUUUUGGUUAGAGACGUGUUGGUUCUUCCUAUGUUUAUAUUUCGAGGUUUAUGAAAUAUAUAUGUAAUUUCCUACUAGUCUCCUAGUAUAGAUUGUUUCUGACAUUUUUUGGUACUUCGUAUUUCGACAUGUGUUAUCCAGUAAUGCUUGGAAAACUCCUACGAAAACUUUCUUACAUUUUUUAACGUGGGCCGAGCAGAGGUCGUGGUGCCGGCUGAGCAGCUACAGGUCCGAGCUCGUAGGGGCAGAGUGCAAUGGGGCCAGCGCCGCCGAGACGCACUCGUCACCACAUACUCCGCGGGGUCCCCGCGGCGUCGCGCUGGUCCACUGCCAUGCCGUCGGUGGACUCCGUGGUCAUAGCUGCCGUGGUCGGACUGGCGAUGUUUUUAGCCGCGCGCUGGGCCCUGCAGCGCUGGGGUGCCGCUACUCGCGUCCCGGUGCAACAGCAGUCUCGCAAUUUGCAGCGGGAACGAGAGCGAAGACUGGACGAAACAGAAGCUGUGUGUCCCGAAGACGCAGAAGACGUUACAAACGGGCCGGUUCCUGUUCACUUGACAGAGCGCGUAUCAGCGCCGAUGGAGCGGAAAAAGUACGAGCGAGUGAAGAAACCGGAGGGUGUAGACAGAAAAACAACGAUGAAGUUUUACGGAAGGCCAGAGGUGUCUUUCGGGGAUACACAGUUUGAGAAGUCGCGACCGGAUCCCGGUCAAAUCAAAGAGAAGACGUACACGCGAAAAGCAACGUACGAGCGUAGAAAGGAACUGGAGGAUGAUGAUGAUGCGAUAACAACGGCUGGGGAAGUGGAAGUAAAAGGAGAUUCAACGUCCGCGAGCGGUGCUCAUUUUGAGCAGCCGGUGGAAUCACAAGAAGAUCUGCAUUCGGGAAAUGAUGUCGAGGAUUCUGGGUGUGAGACAGGCGACCAGGAGGAUGCCCAAGUUAGGGAGCUCCCGUCGACGAAGAAGUACGUGCAGUCGAGAAGAGAGGACAGGGAGCAGCCGAGUGUCGUGCAGGAUGAGACGUACGAGACUGCGGACGCAGUGCGUGCGAGGGGAUCCAAAGCAGAGCACGCGGAGAAGGAGGCGCAGUACGUGGAGGGGUGGCUGGGCGAAGACCCCGAGGACGAAGGUGACCGGGAUGCGAGCGAGGCAGACGUGCAAGCGGUGGAGCUGGACGAGCUGCUGCUGACGGUGAAGAGCAUGCCGCCGGACGGCAACUCGCUGUUCGCCGCGCUGGCGCACCAGACCUUCGGCGUCGCGCCCUGGGACCCGGGCCACCGGGAGAUCGCCGGGAAGCUCCGCGUGGACGCGGUGCGCCACCUGGCUCACCACCCCAUGCAGUACUGGGACCAACUGCUGAGGGACGUGAGGCGGCACCAGCACAGGUACGCGGCGCGGGAGACCGCGGAGCAGCAGGUGGCGAUGUACGUGGACGACCUGGCGCUCGACGGCUUCCCCGCGGGCCACGCGGCGCUGCAGGCGCUGGCGGACCUGGUCGGCUGCGACGUCGUGCUGUACGACGAGGCGCUCGGCGAGCUGGGCGUGCGCAGCGCCCGCCACUCCAUCAGCCACCGGGCCGUGCUGCUGCUGCGGCGGCAGCCCGCGUCCGACGGCUCCCAGGCCUUCCACUUCGACAGCGUGCUGGACGUGGCGGCCGUCGAGAACCUCUACGAGGGCGCCUGACCGGAGCCUGUCGCUCCGGGGCCACGCACCGGUGCUGAAACAAACACACCGCUGGAACCUUUUACGAGUUGAUUUUAAAUAUACAUUCUUUUGUUACUGCAUUAAUAUUUCACUUAAAGUAUACGUUUACCAAACUAUUUACAUUCUACCAUUAGUUAAAUAAAAGUUUAUAUAUAUAUGCAU
Messenger RNA from Bacillus rossius redtenbacheri, 1879 nucleotides. RefSeq lists its product as uncharacterized. The record is from RefSeq and is a predicted model, not a curated record. NCBI's taxonomy places the organism in Eukaryota, Metazoa, Arthropoda, Insecta, Phasmatodea, Bacillidae. The coding region runs from base 272 to 1696 and encodes 474 amino acids. The transcript is spliced from 6 exons.